GUCAACAUAUUUGGUUGUAUGCUAAAAAGAGCGCCGUUUGUUCGUGAACUCGUGGUCAGCAACGUCGAACAUCUUCGAGCAGCGCCACUUUCAGUUUUAAGAUCGUUGAAAAACGUCGAAAAUUUGACUCUAUCUUGCGAAUUAUUCGAACGGAAUGAAGAAUUCGAUUCAGAAAUUAUGGCAAUAUUUUCGAAUGAAAAAUUAACGACUGUUAAAAUUUUGCAAAGGUAUAACAAAGGUUGUAAUGCCUAUAAUGUUUUUGAUACUCGGCACGUUUCGUAUUUAAAAUCGCCUUCCAUAGAAACGAUCAAGUUUCAGGGAGUAUCCGUGACUCCUAAUGCUUUAAGAGAACUCGCAAAUAAAUAUUCAAAAUCGCUUAAAGAACUCGACUUGAUCGGUUGCCUCGUUCAUUCUCCAGAUGCGAUUUCAUAUUUGGAAUCGCUGAGUAGAAAAAUGGAGUCACUUAUCAAAUUAUCAUUGCCUCCAUCGUUAUUCGCUUUAAGCGCGUGGCCAACAAGCGGCAAACUUCGAAUUAUAAGCGAGUUUAACAUUAAAUAUUUAUCACUAUAUGUAUUCGAAUUUGAAGCCGUCGAGUUUCGUUAUUUCAUGCGUGAAAUUUUGCCAAAAACUUUAAAAGAGCUACACUUUCACGAUGAUACACGUCGAAUUGCGAGAGAACUCAAGAAUGCUGCUUAUGAACAAAUUCACUUCAAAAUAGUCUUCUGUACGUUGGAUAAUGUAUUAAUUGAUGAAAACUGGAUGCAUGGGCGCUCUGAAUUAUUGUUCCAUAUGGUAUGGAGUCCACCCUACAAGCAUUGUCGCACCGAAUUUCCCACCGCAGUGAGUUAUUUAUUAGAAUGUUCGAAUGAAAACUGA
Molecule: messenger RNA, 876 nt
Organism: Dracunculus medinensis (Guinea worm)
Lineage: Eukaryota; Metazoa; Nematoda; Chromadorea; Rhabditida; Dracunculidae
Source: the annotation of a GenBank genome assembly